This is a messenger RNA of Eutrema salsugineum, 2548 nucleotides long. Its product is annotated as transcription factor GTE11. The transcript has 11 exons. Gene Ontology annotation, molecular function: protein binding. NCBI's taxonomy places the organism in Eukaryota, Viridiplantae, Streptophyta, Magnoliopsida, Brassicales, Brassicaceae. The coding region runs from base 298 to 2349 and encodes 683 amino acids. The record is from RefSeq and is a predicted model, not a curated record.
GCGUAGUCGCUGCAUCGAUUCGCUAGGGUGGACUUGUUGGACACUUGAGGGUAGAGAGAGAGACAGAGGAGCUGUGCUUUUGCUUCUUAUGAUUAUCUCUCUCUACUUCUCGGUCGUCUUCGCCGUUUGUUUACCUCUCUAGGGUUCUACUUUACCUGCUUCUACAACAAACUUUAGGGUUUCGUUCGAGAUUUACGCUUCUCUAGGCUCUUCUGCGGUUUGAUCUUCGGUUGCCCAGGAUUUCGAGUCGGUUAAAAAUAGUCUCUCGUCUUUCCUUUUUUCUUACAAUUUGGCGAGAUGACUGUGAGGAAUGGUGGUUUCCCUGGAGACUACUAUCCCUGUGGGUAUGAUGAAGGCUCUCGUAGCCCUAAUGCUUCCGAUGGUUUAGAUUGUCUACAAAAAAAGUUUACUUGUCCCGAAGAUGAAACCUUUGGUGUCCCCAGAAUGGUUUUACCAUUGUCUGCCUUGUCAUCAUCGGAAAGGAAAACUUUGAUCCAAAGGCUCCGUCAGGAGCUUCAUCAGAUACGGUCUUUUCAGAACGAUAUCGAGCUGAGUCUCACUGGUACACCUGCGUCUAAUGUGCCUCGAGCCAAGAAUUUUGGAAUUUCACGAUGCUCUACUGGGCCUGGGAAAAAAGUUCUUCCCUUGAGCGCUGCUAAACCAGCUCCAGUCUCCACUUCUACAAUGCUCCGGAUGAAGCAAUGUGAGACCCUCCUCAAACGGUUGAUGUCGCAUCAGUUUUGUUGGCUCUUUAAAACUCCCGUUGAUGUGGUCAAGAUGAACAUACCUGAUUAUUUCACCAUUAUCAAGCAUCCAAUGGAUUUAGGAACUGUUAAGAGCAAGUUAACCUCCGGCACAUACUCAAGCCCAUCAGAGUUUUGUGCUGAUGUCCGUCUUACUUUCUCCAAUGCAAUGACUUAUAACCCGCCAGGCAAUGACGUUUAUAUGAUGGCUGAUACUCUCAGCAAGUUUUUUGAAGUGAGGUGGAAAACUAUUGAGAAGAAGUCAUCCAGAACCAAAUCUGAACCAAGUAACUUGGGUACUCUUGCUGGCAAAGAGUUUGCAGUGCCUGAGCCUUUGCCUAAGAAGAGAAAGAUGAAUGCAGUGAACCAUGACAGCUUCGUCGAGCCUGCUAAACAGGUUAUGGCAGAUGAAGAUAAAGUAAAACUUGGCAGAGAUUUGGGCUCCCUGACAGAAUUCCCUGUACAUAUAUUUAAUUUCCUUAGAGAUCACAGCUCCAAGGAAGGGGGAUGUGGAGACGAUGAGAUUGAAAUUGACAUUAAUGAUCUCAGUCAUGAUGCCUUGUUCCAGUUGCGGGAUCUUUUGGAUGAGUUUUUGCGUGAAAAUCAGAAUAAAGAUGCAAACGGUGAACCUUGUGAGUUAGAGCUUUUGCAUGGGUCAGGGCCAGGGAGUUCAUUGAUGCAGCACUGUGAUGGGAGUGAAAUGGAGGACGAGGAUAUUGACGUUGGUAAUAAUGAGCACCCUAUAUCUUGCAUCUCUCCUGAAAGGACAGAGACGGAUAUGGCAGUGGGGAACUCCAACGGCUCUAGGUGCUUGGAGAGUGUGCCAGAUGAUCCUACAACCACAAGAUUAUUGACACCAAAGGGGCCUGAAAGCAUGGAUUCGGAAUCUCCCUUGGAUGGAGCGACAAGGAGGAAACCAGCUUCCAUCAGUGGACUGGAUCAGCUGGAAGAUGCAUCGAGAGAUGAGAAGCUAAGUUUUGUUGAGGGGGCAGAUUGUCGUCAAGAUGGAAACAGCGGUCAGAAUGAGAAGCAACUACCUCCAGAAAAGCGUUACAGGGCUGCUCUAUUGAAAAACCGAUUUGCGGAUAUAAUCUUGAAGGCUCGAGAGAAAACUCAGAAUAAGACUGAGAAGCGAGACCCAGAGAAAUUGCGACGUGAGAGGGAAGAAUUCGAAUGGCAAAAGAAGAAAGAAAAAGCACGGUUACAAGCAGAAGCCAAGGAAGCCGAAGAAGCUAAAAGAAAAGCUGAGGCAGAAGCUGCCGCUGAAGCUGCGAGUGAGGCAAAGAGGAAACUGGAACUUGAAAGAGAAGCAGCGCGACAGGCAUUGGUUGAGAUGGAGAAGUCGGUUGAAAUAAACGAGGACUCAAGGUUUAUCAAGGAUUUGGAACUGCUGGAAACAAGGGUAUACACGGAGGAGCAUUUGAGAAAUAUAACAAGAGGAGAGGAGGAUGCUGAUGGGUUGGGUGUUUUUGGGUUUGGAGGCAGCAAUCCUCUGGAGCAGCUGGGGCUAUUUAUGAAACACGAUGAUGAGGAUGAAGAUGAAGCAGCUGAGCAUCAGCUUGAGUUUCCUGGCAAUGAAGAAGUGGAAGAGGGUGAAAUCGAUUGAGUGUACAAAAAGUGGAAUCAGAUUCCCCGUUGGAGAGUUUGUUUUUGUAAAAUAAUAAAAUAUACAAACUAUGAUUUUCUACUAUACUACUACAUACUGUAGUUAGUUGGAUUUUUAGCCAUUUUAGCCUGAUCUAGCCUUUUGUUUCAUAUAUUUUAUUAGGAUUUCUACAGUCUCCUAAUAUACUCAAAUUUACGAA